AUUCUCUCUCCGAUUUUUUUUUAAAAUUAUUUAUUACGUGUAUAUAUAACUAAAACGAUUUGAUGUAAAAAAUAGAAUAAAUUGGAUAAUUAGGAGAGAAAUAAAAGAUAUUUUCUAUUUCUCGGUUUCCAGUAAAGUUGGGAAACUGAAAACAUUCAGUUUAUUUAGUUCGAAUCUCUUACAGAAAUGGCGGCAGUGACAAAGCUUCACUUGUGUACUUUCCAGAAAGACCAACACUUUUGUUUCAAGGAACAGAAACGGAGCUGGUUUAAAGUUAAACGUGGUUGUUUUGUAGGGUUACCCGUUCUAACUAGAAACCGUCGUGGGGCGUACGUUCAAAAGUGUCGGUCGUUUAGGGGAGGAGAUGGAGGGGAAGUGGAAGAGAAAGACAUGGAAAGUGAAAGAAAGCUCGGGAUUUGGACGGAAAAAGGAGAUGGGUUUUGGAAAUGUUUGAAAUCAGCUGUUUUUGGGGUUAGUAAAUUUGGUUCUCAAUCUCAAGAUGAAUACGAAAAAGCUGUGGCUAAAGUUGAAGAAGUUUUCUCCUCGAUUGCUAUGCAAAUAGGAAGAUAUAUUGUGACCAUGAUGAGCACUGGAGUGAUUCUCUUGACAGGCUUUCAGCUGUCAGGUGGAGAUAGUCAGAUGAAUACAUUGAUUUGGUAUAGCUGGGUUGGGGGGGUUAUCAUUGGAACCAUGAUUGGAGCUAAUAUGGUUCUAGAUGAACAUUGUCGAGCUGGUCCAAGAAAUGUUGUUAUAACUGGAAGCACAAGGGGUUUGGGAAAAGCGCUUGCUCGGGAAUACCUUCUUUCAGGAGAUCGUGUUGUUGUUGCUUCUCGCAGUCCCGAAUCUGUUGAUAUGACUGUCAAAGAACUCGAGGAAAACCUGAAGGAAGGUAUGACUGCUGGUGGCUUAUCUAGCAAGAAUCUGGAACGAGCAAAAGUGGUUGGCAUAGCAUGUGAUGUUUGUGAAGCCAAUGAUGUUGAAAAAUUGGCCAACUUUGCCGUCAGUGAACUCGGUUCUAUCGACAUUUGGAUAAAUAAUGCUGGCACUAACAAAGGUUUUAGACCAUUACUACAGUUCAGUGAUGAAGAUAUUAAGCAGAUUGUCUCAACAAAUCUUGUUGGUUCUAUUCUCUGCACUCGGGAAGCCAUGCGCAUCAUGAAAAACCAGCCAAAGGGAGGGCAUAUAUUUAACAUGGAUGGUGCAGGCUCUGGGGGAUCUAGCACUCCUUUGACUGCUGUAUACGGAUCAACAAAGUGUGGCCUCAGACAGCUUCAUGCUUCACUUUUGAAGGAGUGCAAACGUUCUAAAGUAGGAAUACAUACGGCAUCUCCAGGCAUGGUCCUUACAGAUCUUCUCUUAAGUGGGUCAACCUUGAAAAAUAAACAAAUGUUUAAUCUCAUUUGUGAGCUUCCGGAGACUGUUGCUCGAAGUCUAGUUCCACGAAUGCGGGUUGUGAAGGGGGCAGGGAAGGCCAUCAACUACUUGACCCCACCUCGGAUACUAUUGGCUUUAAUCACUGCCUGGUUGCGACAAGGUCGCUGGUUCGAUGAACAGGGAAGGGCAUUAUAUGCGGCAGAGGCAGACCGAAUCCGAAACUGGGCUGAAAACCGCACUCGGUUCUCGUUUACGGAUGCAAUGGAAAUGUACACAGAAAAUACCUGGGUAUCUGUGUUCUCACUUUCAGUUGUUUGUGCCUUCAUUAUCCUUUCUAGCACGAGCAGCACGUUGCCCGGCACCUGAGGCCAACUUCACAGAACAUCAUCCAAAACCAUCAAAGACUACAUUAUAAGCAUUCCUCUCAGUCAAGGGGGCAAGUAUGAUUGAAGUUACAUAUGAUAAGAUUCUAAAGACUAAACCAGCCAUUUUAUGGUCGUUUUUUCGUCAUUGGAAAUAUCAGUAAUCAAAGAAGUAAGCCUGUAUAUGUCUAUCUCCAUGUAUAUACAAGUACUGGCUGAGACAAGAUCUUAUACUUCUGAAAAUAGCAACAUAGACAGACAUUUAAGAUUUUCAUUGAAGCAUUCUUUAUUCGUAGACUUGUAACAUGUAUUCAUGUAAUGAUUGAUACUGUAAUGAAAUUUGGGUCCUUCCAAAAA
Gossypium raimondii (Peruvian cotton) is the source of this 2093-nucleotide messenger RNA. Its product is annotated as probable chlorophyll(ide) b reductase NYC1, chloroplastic. Gene Ontology annotation, molecular function: chlorophyll(ide) b reductase activity. Gene Ontology annotation, biological process: PSII associated light-harvesting complex II catabolic process; chlorophyll catabolic process. NCBI's taxonomy places the organism in Eukaryota, Viridiplantae, Streptophyta, Magnoliopsida, Malvales, Malvaceae. The transcript has 10 exons. The coding region runs from base 187 to 1740 and encodes 517 amino acids. The record is from RefSeq and is a predicted model, not a curated record.